Aspergillus welwitschiae is the source of this 768-nucleotide messenger RNA. RefSeq lists its product as uncharacterized. The transcript has a single exon. Lineage: Eukaryota; Fungi; Ascomycota; Eurotiomycetes; Eurotiales; Aspergillaceae. The record is from RefSeq and is a predicted model, not a curated record. The coding region runs from base 569 to 739 and encodes 56 amino acids.
AUUACCUAGGCGCAUAUUCAAAGAAUCAAGGAUCGUCGAGCCGCUAAGGAGGAAAAGGAACGCUACGAGAAGAUGGCAGAGAAAAUGCACCGCAAGCGAGUCGAGCGCCUGAAGCGCCGCGAAAAGCGCAACAAGUUGCUGAAUUCUUGAUUGCAGUCAGCUGUGCUCCUUCAUCUCUUUCAUUAUUCUCCCAUCUUCUUUCCUCUCCCACCUUUUCGCCUCUGCUGUUGUUAACUAACCCGUCUACAUCUCGUUCGAGUGGUGGCUGAUGUACCCCCACGCCGGAAACUUUCUGUAUCAUUCACCUUCACACCAUGUUUCCUUUCUUACCGGGUUUGGGAAUUAUUGCCGAUUGAUGGCUACUGUUUCAUGACAAGUGGAGUUCGCUGGCGACCGUGGAGUUAGAAAUCAAUUUCUCAGAAUAGUAUAUACCACGUUGAAUAUACCGGACUAUCGACUCGGUUUCUGACCUAUCCAUCAUAACACACCAUAAUAGUAGCUCUAGAGAAAAGCCAGGCAAUACACAUUAAAGGAGAAAUUACAGGUUUUUUCUUUUCUUAGAGACAUUAUGCUCGGAUGUACUGCAUACUCGAAUCACAGUAUAUAUAUUCCGAGGCCUGCUGAUCCUUUGCGGGAUCAGGGGCCGAUGCCUUCGAUCGGCCAGCGCAUGGAUCAGCGCUUGGCAUCACGUUCAACCACGUUGUGUUUCACUUCUGCUAGCGAGUCGUACGACCGAUAGAAAACAUCUUCAGAAACCGACCGUCCAGU